Scylla paramamosain (green mud crab) is the source of this 1558-nucleotide messenger RNA. RefSeq names its product actin nucleation-promoting factor WAS-like. The coding region runs from base 1112 to 1558 and encodes 148 amino acids. Lineage: Eukaryota; Metazoa; Arthropoda; Malacostraca; Decapoda; Portunidae. The transcript is spliced from 2 exons. The record is from RefSeq and is a predicted model, not a curated record.
AGAGAGAGAGAGAGAGAGAGAGAGAGAGAGAGAGAGAUGGCUGGGGUAGGUGGAGGGAGUAAGGUUAGGGAAAAGAGGAGUGGAGUAGAGGAGGGGGAGGAGAGGAGAGCGUCUGGCGGCUUAUAGCAACUCGGCUCCCUCCAGUCCUCCCUCCCUCUCUCUCUUGUCUCCCUGUCUCCCUCCCUCCUUCCCUGGCGGCCAAUAGCAGUAGCCCGAAGAGAGUGGUUGGAGGUGGAUGUGCGCCGCUCCGUGUCAGCUCCCGCCCCGCCAUCUCGUGUGGAUAUCCUUGGAGCUCGCCACCCGCACCGCCCCUCACGGAUACCCACACACCCGCAUGUGACGGCCUGGGCUCACUCAUUAUCGGGCAGACACUCACCCGCUCUCACUCACUCACUCACCUCAAGGAAAUUAUUGUGUUGGCGUGCGUGUGCGAGGGAGUGUGUUGAUGGUGCGUGUGUGUUUGUGAGCGUUCGCGUGUGCUCUGACUUGCACUACACCUACUACUACUAUUACUACUAUACUACUACUGCUUCUGUUGCUAUUAUACUACUACUGUGAAGACGGAGUAGUAACAGCGUGUGUUUGACCGAGGGGGAAAAAAAAAACGAAUUAAUAGAUAAAUAAGGAAAAGAAAAAUACACGUACAGAAAAUUGAAGAUUCCGAAAGAAACGUGAAAUCAGAGAUAAAAGUAUAUACAAAGACUUAUUCGUACACAGGAAACAUACCCACACACACACACUCACGCACACACGAGUUUGUUCCUGCUUCUGCUAGGCUGCUGCUGCUGCUAGUCCUUGUGUGGUGUGGAGUGGUGGUGAAACCUUGAAAAACCCACACACACACACACACACACACACACACACACACACACACACACACGAGACAGCGAAGUGGAUGAGCUAGUGGAUAAGAAAUAAUGCAAGCGAGGAACAAGUUACCUUAGUAAAUCCACUACCACAACCACCACCACGCCUACCACCACAGCCACCACCACAACCACCACCACCACUACUACCCGCCACCAUCACAGCUACCACCACCGCCAUCACCGCAGCAGCCCGAGGGGAGCAGUAACCGUGCCCUCGGCAGGGUGUGCGUGUGCGUGCGUGCAUGAGUGGGUCUGCGGUAGUGGUGGACGAGGUGUGUGGAGGAGGUGGAGGUGGAGGAGGCGGCGGCACCUUACUCCCGUGCACUAUAGUGGAGUCCAACUUGAGACGCUUGCUCGGGCGGAACCUCGCAGGGUCAGGCGCCGCCGCCGCCCCGCCGCCGCCCGCCCGUGACCUGCCUUCAGUCAAGACGGCAGACGCACGCAAGGUGUGCCGCGUGUGGGCUGGGCCGGGCGCCGCCGUGUGCUGGGUGGGAGCCGCCGCCACAGUGGAGGCUCGCGGGGCCGCGUCCGGGGCCCUGCCGCCUCAAGCCCCAGCCAACCCCGCCCCCGCCCCGGCCCCCGCCCCAGCUCCACCCCAGGCCCCUCCCCCGCCGCCUCCUCCCCCUCAACAGCCACCACCCCCACAGCCGGGCCACGCGGCGGGCGCCCUCCCUGCCGCCGCCCCCUAA